AUGGCCGGGUUACUUAAACCUGCACGCUACAACAACCACCUCAGCAAUGGGCACCCCCCACGAGCCCCCCGCGGCAACCACGCCUCCCGCAGAGCCGCCGCCGGACGAGACCGUGACCGCGACCGCGACCGCGACCGAGAGCGAGAACGAGACCGCGCAGACCCCGACCUCGACCGCGACCGCGAACGAGACCGUGAGCGAGACCGUGACCGCGACCGCGACAGACACGGUGGCAGGGCCGCAGGACGCAAGCGCAGUCGCUCAAGAAGCCCCGACACCCGUCCGCACCACCGCAACAGAGACAGAGACAGAGACCGAGCACGAGACUAUCGCCGCCCACCACCACCCUCCCGUGACCACGACGCACCCCCGCCAGACCGCGAAUACACGAUCCGCGGCGGGCGCAGCCGCGACGAGGAUCCAAAGUCGCGGCGGCACCGGUCGCGCUCGCGGGACCGCCGGAGCAGGGAGCGGCAGGCGGCGAGAAGGAAGAGUCCGUCGCCGGUGCCGCCCCCGCAGCAGCAGCAGCAGCAGCAGCAGCAGCAGGAUGUGAAGAUGGGUGGUGGGGGAGGGGGCGAGGAGGAGGAGGAGGAGGAGGAGAGGGCUGGAGAGGUGGAAGGGGAGGAGGAGGAUGAUAUGGAUGCGCAGAUGAAGGCUAUGUUGGGUAUUGCCGGCUUUGGGACGACGAAGCAGAAGAAGGUCAAGGGGAAUGAUGUGGGUGCGAUUAGUAAGAAUACGACGGUCAAGUAUCGGCAGUAUAUGAAUCGGCCGGGCGGGUUUAAUAGGGCGCUGUCGCCUUCGUAG
This is a messenger RNA of Morchella importuna, 804 nucleotides long. RefSeq lists its product as uncharacterized. Bases 1 to 804 code for a protein of 267 amino acids. Lineage: Eukaryota; Fungi; Ascomycota; Pezizomycetes; Pezizales; Morchellaceae. The transcript has 4 exons. Gene Ontology annotation, cellular component: precatalytic spliceosome. Gene Ontology annotation, biological process: RNA splicing. The record is from RefSeq and is a predicted model, not a curated record.